AUGUCCCUAGUGUACCUUCUAGGGGCUUACUUUUUGGGUGGGAUCACUUUUCUACCCAUAUUGAUUGUCGGUUUUAUUUAUUUCCAUCCGAAAACAUCCGAGUCGCCAGUUACUGAAAGUUACAAAGCCGGAGAGAUCGAGGAAAACAAUCAAUCUGGAUUGGAUUCUUUUAAACAGGGAUGGCUUGUCGUGACUCAUGAGUAUAUUGAGUCCACAGAUGAAAUUAGCUCUCGUACCGAAGCCAUAUCUGAGGCCUCAGAGGGCAAGACAGCCUAUGCAUCACUCUAUAAGUUAGUCAAGAACAAUCCAAAGACUGACUCGACGGAAUCCUUGGAGUCGAGCAUGGCUACUGGACAUACGCCUAGCUUAUCUACCGAAGGCACGACACUGGGAUCAAAGAAGUUCGUCACGAACAAGAGGCAUCGUUAUUUCGCAGUUCUCAAACAUGGCAAUCUUUUUUUGUACAAAAACGAAAAGAUGAAAGAUGUGAAGCAUGUAAUUGUUCUUCAAAACCAUGUUGUAGCACUUUGGCCCCGAACGUUGUCGGAGGGCUCUUUGUUCACAAAAAACUCUUCAAUUGCUAUCCUCAAAAGUGACUGGUCUCGAACCCGGAGAUUAUCUGAUGACCUAAGUGAUACCGAGUGGGCGGAUGCCAAAAAACUUACCAUCGCAGACGUUCUCAAUCCAGAGUCGAAAUUGCCUGCUCCUCCAGGCUCCUUCUUUAUCUACACAGAUAUAACUAUCGAUAAAGAAGAUUGGUAUUUCACUCUUCUCAGAGCAACAAAAGCAGGCACUUCCUUUCCUAGAAACCUAGAUCCGAAGAUCUAUGCGAAGUCGUUACAUUAUGACACGGCCAAUAUGAUGAACCUUAUCCAGUCUUUAUACAGCUCGGAGGGGCAACUACAAACAAAAUGGCUCAAUGCUAUAAUUGGGCGUCUCUUUCUUUCUUUGCAAAAGACCGACUUCAUGAAAAGUUAUUUGGUUUCACGAAUAGAGAAGAAACUUAAUAAAUUAAAGACACCAGGAUUUCUAGAGAAGUUUCAGAUCAGCAAAGUUGAUCCUGGCAACUCAGCGCCACUCAUCACAUUCCCAGCUCUCAAAGAAAUCAAUCCAAACGGUGAGUUACUUGUAUCAUUUGAUUUGCAUUAUUUCGGUGAGCUCUCGCUCCAAAUUGCAACUAAAGCUAACAUCAAUCUUGGAUCUAGGUUCAAGACAAGAGAUGUUGAUUUAGCACUUUCAAUCACAAUUGAGAAAAUUGAAGGGCCAAUGCUUGUCAAGAUAAAACCGCCUCCUUCUGCCCGAAUCUGGUACACAUACGAGAGAGAGCCCAAUAUGUCUAUCAAGAUAGAGCCUAUUAUCAGUUCGAGGCAGAUGUCAUAUACAAUUAUCACAAGUUCCAUAGAAAAGAUGAUGAAAGAAUCUAUAAGAGAUUCACUAGUUCUACCUCACUGGGAUGACAUGAUCUUUUAUUACACUGAUGAUGAGCUUUAUAGAGGUGGAGUUUGGGAUAAAGAUGCCAGGAUUCCAGAACCUGAGAAUGAUACCACAGAUCCAGAAGUGAAGAAAGAAGGUACCGAGCAGGAUACCUCUGCUGUGUCAUUCCCGGAAGAAACACAGCUGGUGACUGUUACGGAGGAGGAUGAUUCUGUGAGACUGGAUUCCUCAUCUCUUAUUGAUAUGUCGCCAUCAAAAAACUCAAAAAUAAGCUUAUCGGCGACAUUGAAUGAUUUCACCAAGAGGCUAAGAAAGCCGAAAUCUGGCCAUACACUAGGCAUAGAUGAGACUCAUUGUCUUUCAGAUGGAACUGUUGUCGAAAAUUCUCGUGUCACUCCCGCAAGCAUUGAUUUAAUGGAGAAUGGUUUGAAAGAGCCAAACACCACUCUUAAAAAGAUCGGAAAUUGGUACUCAAAACUUGAAAAAAGUGAAGAGGUAAAGAUUUCUGCACAGACAACAUCGAGCACAUACCAUCCACCCGAGAUGAUAUCAAAUCGUAGAGGUCGAAAACAAUCGUCGGCGUCUGCAACGAGUUCUGAGGCCGAGAGAGAUAUUAAUCGUGGUCAAUUUGAUUUCGGCUCCAAAUUCAAGGAGUCGGAAUCAUUGUCACGUUCUCUCGAUAUCACUGGUCAUGAUUUGAAGUUACGUAGACGAGUCGACUCAGUGACAAGCCCACUUCCUCCUACUGAUUUACUCGGUGAACCAAUGGAUGGGCUCAAAGUGGUGAAACCAAUCGCUGAUGAGCUUGGAAUUGAGACUCAAAAACUGGCUCUUGAUGAGCAACCGCAUCUUGUACGAUCAAACACUCAAGUGCAACGGAAACCGCCACCCGACUAUCCACUAUAA
Australozyma saopauloensis is the source of this 2340-nucleotide messenger RNA. RefSeq lists its product as uncharacterized. The transcript has a single exon. Gene Ontology annotation, molecular function: lipid binding. Lineage: Eukaryota; Fungi; Ascomycota; Pichiomycetes; Serinales; Metschnikowiaceae. Gene Ontology annotation, cellular component: endoplasmic reticulum. Bases 1 to 2340 code for a protein of 779 amino acids. The record is from RefSeq and is a predicted model, not a curated record.